AUGUCCCAGACGACGCUAUCUGAAAAGCAGGCGCUUGUGCAGGGCAAAGAAACAACUAAAUCAGACGGACUCUCGCAACAGUAUGGUGGUCUUCACCCCGAAGGCUGGGUCGAUCGGCUUCCCGAGUCCUGGAUCCCCUACAUCCAGCUUUCUCGUCUGAGCCCGCCAGCCGGCUUCUUCCUCAUCUACUUUCCUCAUACCUUCGGCGCCCUCCACGCCGCGAGCGUCCACGGUCUCCCAAUCCAGGAUGUCCUUCGCGUGUGCCUCAUACUGCUAGGCGGGUCGUUCUUCUGCAACAAUGCCAGCCACGCGUGGAACGACCUCGUCGACGCCCCCGUCGACGCUCAAAUCGAGCGAACACGAAUGAGACCCAUCCCUCGAGGUGCCAUCUCAUACCGCGCCGCCUUCAUCUUCGCCUGUACGCAGGCAAUAGCCGCGGCUGCGUUUCUGCUCUUCCUACCCAGGGACGCAAGCUUGGCCGCAAUCCCGACAAUCAUCGGAACCAUCUACUACCCUUGGGCAAAGAGACAUACCAACCUACCGCAAUUUGUUCUCGGGUUCUGCCUGACGUGGGGAAUUAUGGUCGGCAGCUCCGGAAUGGGCGUCUCUCAGCCGUGGACAGAUGCCUCGACUGUCAGCCUACUGCUGGCAUCCAUUCUCUGGGUUGUUGUGUUUGAUACGAUCUACGCCCACCAGGAUAUUGUAGACGACCUGAAGGUUGGGGUCAAGAGCACUGCGAUCUUGAUCCAAGGGUUCGCGAAGCCGGCUCUCUGGUCGAUGUUUCUUAGCAUGAUUGGUUGUCUCAUAGCGUCUGGCUACUACGGCGGAAUGGGACUCCCAUACUACGGACUCGUGGUCGGAGGAUGUGUUGUCUCGGUCGGUUCAAUGAUUGCGAGAGUUGAUCUCGCCGAUCCCGCUAGCUGCUGGCGCUGGUUUUCUCAGGGCUUCUGGCUCACUGGAGCAGCGAUCGCGAGUGGUCUUCUGGCUGAGUACUUGAUACUGUAA
Molecule: messenger RNA, 1005 nt
Organism: Colletotrichum gloeosporioides
Lineage: Eukaryota; Fungi; Ascomycota; Sordariomycetes; Glomerellales; Glomerellaceae
Product: 4-hydroxybenzoate polyprenyltransferase
Exons: 1
Coding region: 1-1005 (334 amino acids)
Biological process (GO): ubiquinone biosynthetic process
Cellular component (GO): mitochondrial inner membrane
Molecular function (GO): 4-hydroxybenzoate polyprenyltransferase activity
Source: RefSeq, a predicted model, not a curated record